AUGGACAACGUGGUGCGCCAGAGACGUUUCUUGAGUAGAGAUAUGCUAAGGUCGCAGGUUCCUCAUAUUCCGAAAUUUCUUAUGAAGCCUCGGUAUUUCCGAUUUCGGAAUUCUUCAAUCUUGAUUUUUGGGCACUGCCAUGGUGUGCUAGAUUCGCUCAUCCUAUUGGUGACUGGUGAACACAAGAUCCUGGCCCCGUUUAUGAUGGGUCCCAACGUCAGCCGCGAAGCGAGUAUAGUACUUUGCCUCUAA
Sphenostylis stenocarpa is the source of this 252-nucleotide messenger RNA. The record is from the annotation of a GenBank genome assembly. NCBI's taxonomy places the organism in Eukaryota, Viridiplantae, Streptophyta, Magnoliopsida, Fabales, Fabaceae.